AUGUCAGUGGCACAGGACCACUACAUUGGCAUCGACGUCGGAACAGGCUCAGCCCGAGCUUGUAUCAUUGACUCGACGGGCGAUAUCAAGGCACUCGCGGCCCAAAACAUCAAGCUAUGGACGCCUUCCUCGGGCCUUGAAGGCUCGCAAUACGAACAAUCAACGACAGACAUCUGGAAUGCCAUUUGCAACUGCGUGAAGCAGGUCCUGGCCGAAUCCAAAGUGGACCCGAACUCCGUGAAAGGAAUCGGAUUUGAUGCCACAUGCUCGCUGGCCGUUUUCACCCACGACACAAACGAACCUGUUCCGGUGACCGGUCCGGAUUUCAAGAAUGAUGGCAAUGACAGGAACGUCAUCUUGUGGCUCGACCAUCGCCCUCUGGCGGAAGCGGAGAAGAUCAACAACACCAACCACAACCUACUCCGUUAUGUCGGCGGCAAGAUGAGCGUGGAAAUGGAGAUUCCCAAAGUUCUCUGGCUCAAGAACAACAUGCCGCCCGAGCUGUUUGCCCGCUGCAAGUUCUUCGACUUGACGGAUGCCUUGACCUACAUGGCAACUGGAAAGGAGAUCCGAAGCUUCUGCAGCACUGUGUGUAAGCAGGGGUUCGUGCCUGUGGGCGUCGAUGGUAGCGUAAAGGGAUGGCAAGAAGACUUUUAUGAGACCAUUGGUCUGAGCGACCUCGUGACGGACAACUUCAUCAGGAUGGGCGGAGUUGACGGGGUAAACGGCUCUUGGAUGAGCGCGGGGGAGCUUGUUGGCGGUUUGUCUGAAGAGGCAGGCCAACAGCUCGGCCUACCUGCUGGUAUUGCCAUCGGCAGCGGUGUUAUCGACGCAUACGCUGGGUGGAUUGGGACAGUUGGGGCCAAGGUCAAGCUAUCCCCGGGUCACCGCGACGACAGCGUUGCACCAAACGACGUAUCGCAGGCCUUUACCCGUUUAGCUGCCGUUGCUGGCACAUCAACCUGCCAUCUCGCCAUGUCCAAGGGUCCGGUUUUCGUACCCGGAGUUUGGGGUCCGUACAGGGAUGUUUUGAUCCCGGGCUAUUGGAUGGCUGAGGGAGGUCAGUCGGCCACAGGCGAGCUCAUGAAGCACAUGCUGGAGACGCAUGUCGCAUAUGACGAAACCGUCAAAGAGGCUGAAGCUGCCGGGAAGAACAUUUACGAUUACCUCAACGAACAUCUCAAGGAAAUGGCCAAAAAGACCAACGCGCCGUCCAUAUCAUACCUGGUCCGCCACUUUUUCUUCUAUGGCGACCUUUGGGGCAACCGCUCGCCCAUUGCCGACCCCAACAUGCGUGGAGCCAUCAUUGGCAUGAGCAAUGACAAGAGCAAGGACGGCAUGGCCUUGUUGUACUAUUCCACCAUGGAAUUCAUCGCCCUCCAGACGCGACAGAUUGUCGAGGCCAUGAACACUGCCGGACACACCAUCAAGAGCAUCUUCAUGUCAGGCAGCCAAUGCCAAAACGAGAUUCUGAUGGACCUGAUUGCCACGGCAUGCGACAUGCCUGUCUUGAUCCCUCGUUACGUCAACGCGGCAGUGGUGCACGGGGCGGCCAUGCUGGGAGCGAAAGCGGCCAGUGCCAAGCCGGAUGGCACGACUGAGCCUCUGUGGGACAUUAUGAACCGCAUGAGCAAGCCCGGCAAGACGGUCUGGUCUCGUGGUGAUGCCGCCGAGAAGAAGCUUCUGGAUGCCAAGUACGAGAUCUUCCUUGACCAGGCUAGGACUCAGCAGGAGUAUAGAAAGAAGAUCGAUGCGGCCCUCAAGGGGUCAUCGCUCGAGGGUCAAGAGGCCAACUAA
Neurospora hispaniola is the source of this 1797-nucleotide messenger RNA. RefSeq names its product Pentulose kinase. Gene Ontology annotation, biological process: carbohydrate phosphorylation; pentose metabolic process. The record is from RefSeq and is a predicted model, not a curated record. The coding region runs from base 1 to 1797 and encodes 598 amino acids. Gene Ontology annotation, cellular component: cytoplasm. Gene Ontology annotation, molecular function: D-ribulokinase activity. Lineage: Eukaryota; Fungi; Ascomycota; Sordariomycetes; Sordariales; Sordariaceae. The transcript has 4 exons.